Dreissena polymorpha is the source of this 2526-nucleotide messenger RNA. Its product is annotated as DAZ-associated protein 1-like. The record is from RefSeq and is a predicted model, not a curated record. Gene Ontology annotation, molecular function: RNA binding. The transcript is spliced from 12 exons. NCBI's taxonomy places the organism in Eukaryota, Metazoa, Mollusca, Bivalvia, Myida, Dreissenidae. Bases 118 to 1758 code for a protein of 546 amino acids.
UUGAAAUGUAACCUGAGAUGAAGGGGAAAAACAUUUCUUUGGGGUAAAAUUAACGCUUGACCGGAAGUUGUAAGAAGGAUUUCCGAAGAGAUAAAAUAAUUCAAUAAACUACAAAAAAUGCCUGGAUUCGAAAGGAAUGAGGCUGGGAAAUUAUUUGUUGGAGGAUUGAGCUGGGACACAUCGAAAGACAGUCUAUUGGAGUACUUCAGCCAGUAUGGAGAGGUGGUUGACUGCAUCGUGAUGAAAAACCAGGAGACUGGCAAGUCCCGGGGAUUCGGGUUUGUCACCUAUAGGGACCCCUCAUGCCUGGAGGUGGUGCUGUCCAUGCCUGCACAUAUCGUUGAUGGGCGCCAGGUUGACCCCAAGGCAUGCAAUCCAAAGGGUCAGCAGCGUGGAGGGAUGGAACGUGGGGGUGGAGGGGGUAACUCCGGCUCAAUGGGUGAUGGAGGUGGUCACAGGCAACAACGGAAUCAGCGUGGUGGUGGUGGUGGUGGUGGUGGGGGCGGCGGAGGAGGUGGAGGUGGGGGCCAGAAUGGAGACAGGAAGAUCUUCCUGGGGGGCCUACCCAACAACGCUGAUGAGGCUGCCAUCAAAAACUUCUUCAGUCAGUAUGGCAAGGUUUUGGACGUGAAAGUGAUGUACGACAAUGACAAACAGAGAUCUAGAGGCUUCGGGUUCCUGACAUUUGAGACGGACGACGCUGUAAAUGCCGUAUGCAGAGAGCAUUUUAUUAACUUCAAUGGGAAAAAGGUUGAAUGCAAACGUGCGACGCCCCGGGACCGCGCUGGAAAUGAUGAGCCCCAGGGCGGUAUGGGCAUGCCCAACCCCCAUGUGAUGCAGCAGGUUGAAAUGAGCAUCCAUGGGGGAUCAGGCCCACAGCAUGGUGGUCAGCACCACGGGGGUCAUGGAGGUCAUGGGCAGGACCAGAUGUGGGGAGGUCAGGACCAGCACUGGGGUCAGCAGCAGGUGAUGCAGUCUCCACCGGCAGGUCACGCAGGUCCGCCAGGGGGUCAGUACGGGGCACCAGGGGGCAUGCACUACCAGCCCCAGUACCAGGCAGAGCAGCCCCAACCCGGGGCACCCCCCUCCUGGCCCCCAGCUCAACACAGCCAAGCCGCAGGGUGGCCGCCUGGUGGAGUUCCACCCCCACAGCAAGCAGGCAUGGCCCCUGUGUCUUCACCAUACAUGGCUCAGCCCAUGUCAGCCCCAGGGUACUCUGCCCAGCAGUUCCAGGCCCCCCAUGGGGCCCCUGCCUACCAGUACGCAGCCUCUCCCCCAGGGGCAGCCCAGCCCCCACCCCAGAUGCCCCCAGGGCCCAUUGGCCAGCCGGUCAGCACUCUAGGUUACACCUCACCAACAUAUGGGGCCCCUAGUGUGGCUGUUCAGCAGGGUGCUCCGAGACCAGGCUAUGCCGAAUUCACUGCUGCUGCAUAUGGUAGCACCCCAGUUGGACUGGCUCAGGGCCAGGUAGUGGCAGGAUCAGCUGACCCUGCAGCCGCCAAAGCUGCAGUGGACUAUUCCAGCUACUAUAGUGCAUAUGGUUAUGCGGUGGAGGGUGCGCCAGGUGCUGCUGCCAGUGGUGCAGUGUAUGGUUCACAGCCUGCCCCAGCCCAGGUUCCUGUUCCUGCUCAGGCACAGUACGGGAGCCCGGAGCCAGCGCCUCAGUCUGCUGGUGGGUACACUGGGGCACCGGGCCCAGCUCCAUCAUACCAGAGGCCGGGUGCUGGGCAGCAGUACCACCCAUAUGCAAGGAGAUAAGCUGCAUGCAGGAGAGGGGGGGGGGGAGUGCUGCACUUGAUCAUUAGUUUAGAAUUGAUGAUGUUUUUACUGGUACAACUCUGUAUAUCAGUGAAGGUUUUGGCUUGUACUUUUCCAUUGACCAAUGAAUAUAAUAUUGUUUUCAUCAUGUGAAGAAAUUGUUAUUUUAAUGCUUGUGCUGUUCUUUAUGUGACCAAUUUCGAACAUAGUUUUUAACUCAUUUUGCAAGGAGAUUCGGGAAACCUUUGCAACUUUGCCAGUGACCUACUGGUUUUAUUUCUCUAGGCAGAUCUCUGUAGAGGUUUGCAUGUUUUAAAAUGGAUGCUGUUAAAUCAAUGUUGUAUUUUGUUGAUCAGUUAGCAGCAUGCGAUUCAAUAUUGUUUAGUAGAACUUAAGAUUGUGCUAAGUUUGUUAUAAUCUGUAUUAUAGUGUAGUGAUUGAAAUGAAAAUCCCCUUAGCCCAGAAUGAUGUUUCAGUAAGUCAUUGAUGAAUCUUGAAAUUAAAAAAACAUUUUAUUGAGCAACAACUAUCAGUUGAGUACACAUGUAUAACUAAAAUGCACAAAGCUCUAUGAUGUCAAAAUCUUAUUUGAAAACACAUCUUAAAACCAAAGUAAAUUAGCCUAAAAUGUAUGUUGGUAUGUUUUUUUUCUUCAUUUCAUUAUUUGAUAACAUACACAUUCAUCUGUAAUAAUUAUUUCAUGUCAUUUUCACCAUUUUUCCUGUUCCAUUUGUAUAAUGCAAAUGAAGCCAUUAAAAUUUACGUAUA